ACACCAACCACAACUGAGUCAACGACAACAGUCACAACUGACGCAACAACAGCAACAGCUGAAGCCACAACAUCCACAACUGAGUCACCCACAACAACCACAACUGAGGCAACAACAACUACAACUGAGGCCACAACAACCACAGCUGAAGAAAUGAAAACCACAACUAAGUCGCCAACAACAACCACAAAUGAAUCAUCCACAAAAACCACAACUGAGUCACCCACAACAACCACAGCUGAAGCAACAACAACCAAAACUGAGUCACCCACAACAACCACAACUGAGGCAACAACAACCACGACUGAGGCCACAAAAACCACAGCUGAAGAAACCACAACUGAGUCACCCACAACAACCACAGCUGAAGCCACAACAACCACAACUGAGUCACCCACAACAACCACAGCUGAAGAAACAACAACCACAGCUGAAUUCACAACAACCACAUCUGAAGUCACAACAACCACAACUGAGUCACCCACAACAACCACAGCUGAAGUCACAACAACCACAACUGAGUCACCCACAACAACAACAACUGAGGCAACAACCACAGCUGAAGCCACAACAACCACAACUGAGUCACCCACAACAACCACAACUGAGUCACCCACAACAACCACAGCUGAAGCAACAACAACCACAACUGAGUCACCCACAACAACCACAACUGAGGCAACAACAACCACAGCUGAGGCCACAACAACCACAGCUGAAGAAACCACAACUGAGUCACCCACAACGACCACAACUGAGGCCACAACAACCACAACUGAGUCACCCACAACAACCACAACUGAGUCACCCACAACAACCACAACUGAGGCAACAACAACCACGACUGAGGCCACAAAAACCACAGCUGAAGAAACCACAACUGAGACACCCACAACAACCACAACUGAAGCCACAACGACGACAACUGAGUCACCCACAACAACCACAAUUGAGGCAACAACAACCACAGCUGAGGCAACAACAACAACAGCUGAAACCACAACAACCACAACUGAGGCCACAACAACCACAACUGAGUCACCCACAACAACCACAACUGAGUCACCCACAACAACCACAGCUGAAGCAACAACAACCACAACUGAGUCACCCACAACAACCACAACUGAGGCAACAACAACCACGACUGAGGCCACAAAAACCACAGCUGAAGAAACCACAACUGAGUCACCCACAACAACCACAACUGAGGAACCCACAACAACCACAGCUGAAGCAACAACAACCACAACUGAGUCACCCACAACAACCACAACUGAGGCAACAACAACCACGACUGAGUCACCCACAACGACCACAACUGAGGCCACAACAACCACAACUGAGUCACCCACAACAACCACAACUCGGUCACCCACAACAACCACAACUGAGGCAACAACAACCACGACUGAGGCCACAAAAACCACAGCUGAAGAAACCACAACUGAGUUACCCACAACAACCACAACUGAAGCCACAACAACCACAACUGAGUCACCCACAACAACCACAGCUGAAGCAACAACAACCACAGCUGAAUCAACAACAACCACACCUGAAGUCACAACAACCACAACUGAGUCACCCACAACAACCACAACUGAGUCACCCACAACAACCACAACUGAGUCACCCACAACAACCACAGCUGAAGCAACAACAACCACAACUGAGUCACCCACAACAACCACAACUGAGGCAACAACAACCACGACUGAGGCCACAAAAACCACAGCUGAAGAAACCACAACUGAGUCACCCACAACAACCACAACUGAGGCCACAACAACCACAACUGAGUCACCCACAACAACCACAACUGAGUCACCCACAACAACCACAACUGAGGCAACAACAACCACGACUGAGGCCACAAAAACCACAGCUGAAGAAACCACAACUGAGACACCCACAACAACCCCAACUGAAGCCACAACGACGACAACUGAGUCACCCACAACAACCACAAUUGAGGCAACAACAACCACAGCUGAGGCAACAACAACAACAGCUGAAACCACAACGACCACAACUGAGUCACCCACAUCGACCACAACUGAGUCACCCACAACUACCACAACUGAGGUCACAACAACCACAAAUGAGUCACCCACAACAACCACAAUUGAGGCAACAACGACAUCUGAAGCCACAACAUCCACAACGACUGAGGCCACAAAAACCACAGCUGAAGCAACCACAACUGAGUCACCCACAACAACCACAAUUGAGGCAACGACAACCACGACUGAGGCCACAAAAACCACAGCUGACGAAACCAAAACUGAGACACCCACAACAACCACGACUGAAACCACAACGACGACAACUGAGUCACCCACAACAACCACAAUUGAGGCAACAACAACCACAGCUGAGGCAACAACAAAAACAGCUGAAACCACAACGACCACAACUGAGGCCACAACAACCACAACUGAGUCACCCACAACAACCACAACUGAGUCAACAACAACCCCAACUGAGGUAACAACAACCACAGCUGAAGCAACAACAACCACAACUGAGUCACCCACAGCAACCACAACUGAGGUCACAACAACCACAACUGAGUCACCCAAAACAACCACAAUUAAGGCCACAACAACCACAGCUGAAGCCACAACAACCACAACUGAGUCACCCACAACAACCACAACUGAGGCAACAACAACCACGACUGAGGCCACAAGAACCACAGGUGAAGAAACCACAACUGAGACACCCACAACAACCACAACUGAAGCCACAACGACGACAACUGAGUCACCCACAACAACCACAAUUGAGGCAACAACAACCACAGCUGAGGCAACAACAACAACAGCUGAAACCACAACGACCACAACUGAGGCCACAACAACCACAACUGAGUCACCCACAACAACCACAACUGAGUCACCCACAACAACCACAACUGAGGCAACAAAAACCACGACUGAGGCCACAAAAACCACAGCUGAAGAAACCACAACUGAGACACCCACAACAACCACAAUUGAGGCAACAACGACAGCUGAAGCCACAACAACCACAACUGAGUCACCCACAACAACCACAACUGAGGUCACAACAACCACAACUGAGUCACCCACAACAACCACACCUGAAGCCACAACAACCACAGCUGAAGCCACAACAACCACAACUGAGUCACCCACAACAACCACAACUGAGGCAACAACAACCACAGCUGAGGCCACAAAAACCACAGGUGAAGAAACCACAACUGAGACACCCACAACAACCACAACUGAAGCCACAACGACGACAACUGAGUCACCCACAACAACCACAAUUGAGGCAACAACAACCACAGCUGAGGCAACAACAACAACAGCUGAAACCACAACGACCACAACUGAGGCCACAACAACCACAACUGAGUCACCCACAACAACCACAACUGAGUCACCCACAACAACCACAACUGAGGCAACAACAACCACGACUGAGGCCACAAAAACCACAGCUGAAGAAACCACAACUGAGACACCCACAACAACCACAACUGAAGCCACAACGACGACAACUGAGUCACCCACAACAACCACAAUUGAGGCAACAACAACCACAGCUGAGGCAACAACAACAACAGCUGAAACCACAACAACCACAACUGAGGCCACAACAACCACAACUGAGUCACCCACAACAACCACAACUGAGUCACCCACAACAACCACAGCUGAAGCAACAACAACCACAACUGAGUCACCCACAACAACCACAACUGAGGCAACAACAACCACGACUGAGGCCACAAAAACCACAGGUGAAGAAACCACAACUGAGACACCCACAACAACCACAACUGAAGCCACAACGACGACAACUGAGUCACCCACAACAACCACAAUUGAGGCAACAACAACCACAGCUGAGGCAACAACAACAACAGCUGAAACCACAACGACCACAACUGAGGCCACAAACAACCACAACUGAGUCACCCACAACAACCACAACUGAGUCACCCACAAAAACCACAACUGAGGCAACAAAAACCACGACUGA
Betta splendens (Siamese fighting fish) is the source of this 4020-nucleotide messenger RNA. RefSeq names its product mucin-2-like. The record is from RefSeq and is a predicted model, not a curated record. The annotation marks the transcript as partial. The transcript has 3 exons. Lineage: Eukaryota; Metazoa; Chordata; Actinopteri; Anabantiformes; Osphronemidae.